AUGAGUUUGAGUGAAGGAAGCUAUGGAAUCAGAUGUUCACUACUUUACUAUGUUAGCUAAUCAAUACUCUCACUUUAAAGAUAUUAUUUUGACAGCUUAUAAAUUUCUGUGAAUUUGUUGCUUGGAAUAACACAAUCAAACUCUCCCUUGCCUCUUUUAAGCAUUCAUUUUCAUGUCAUUUGCUACUCUUUGAUUUUCAUACCAAAUUCUCCAUUCUUUCGUUUUCAUACCAAGUUCUCUCACAUUGAUUUUCAUACCAAGUUCUCUCAUAUUGCUACUCGUUGAUUUUCAUACCAAAUUCUCUCACAUCACCACUCUUUGAUUUUCAUACCUAAUUCUUCAUUUCCGCUCGAUCUGAUAUUUCAUUUUCACACCUUUACUUCCCAGUAGCAGAGUUCAGGCUUGAUAGUUGAAAAAAAGCUCUAUCUUUGCUAUGGAAUUCCUAUCUACUAUUGUGGGGAAUGUCACUGCUUGCUUGAUGCAGCCAAUAGAGCGAGGCAUUAGGUAUUUAUAUUACUACAACACUAACAUCACAUCUAUGGGAAAAGAAUCUGAUAAGCUGAAGAACAUCAAAAGUGAAGUGCAGCGAAGAGAAGAAGAUGCCCGGGGAAACUUACAUUGCAUUUCACUCACUGGCGAGGCUUGGUUAACUAGUGUUGAUACCACUAUUGCACAAGUGGAUGAUGUAAUGAGAGGUAGAGCUGAGGUUCAAAAAGGUUGCUUUUAUGGUUGGUGUCCAAACUUGAAGUCACGUUACUCCCUCAGCAGGAGAGCCAAGAAAAUUACACAGGAGUUAACUGAACUUCAAAGUGACGGCACCAAUCCAAAUAUAAUCUCCUUUCGUCGUCGAGUUCAAAGUGAGGCUAUAUAUAGUAACAAUACUGAGAAGUUUAACUCCAGAAAAUUGAACGAGGAGGAGAUCAUGGCAGCUGUGAGAGAUGAAGGGGUCACUAUGAUUGGGAUAUGUGGUAUGGGUGGUGUCGGUAAAACAACACUCGCUGAGAAAAUCAGACUAAAGGAGAAACAACAAGGGUUCUUCAAAGAUGUUGUCAUGGUAACUGUCAGUCAACAACCUGACUUGAAAAAACUUCAAGGUCAGAUCGCACAAGGACUCGGGUUGACAUUAGAAGGGGAUAAUUUGUUGAUUCGUGGAGAUCAGCUGCGUACAAGGCUAAUGGAUCAGAACAGCCGCAACCUUAUAAUCUUGGAUGAUGUUUGGAAGGCUAUUCCUGAUCUAGACAAACUUGGAAUUCCCAGCGGUAGCAACCCCAACCAUCGGUGCAAAGUGAUAUUGACGACGCGAUUCCGAAAUGUUUGUGAAGCAAUGGAAGCUCAAAAGAUCAUAGAAGUUGGAAUAUUAUCCAAAGAGGAAGCAUGGAGCCUUUUCAGGCAGAAAGUCGGUGAUUUUGUCGAUGAUUCAUCUCUUCAAGGUAUAGCAAAAGAGGUUGCCAAUGAAUGCAAGGGGCUGCCGCUUGCAAUUAUUACAGUUGCAGGAGCACUAAAAAAGCAUAAAAACAAGCGUUCAUGGGACCGUGCCCUUGAAGAAUUACGCGGUGAAAUAACAGUAAUCAUCCCUGAAGUGCCUGAAGAGUUGUAUACACCUCUGAGGCUAAGCUAUGAUUACUUGGGAAGUAAUGAAGCUAAAUACCUCUUUUUGCUUUGUUCCUUGUUCGAGGAAGAUAGUGAUAUUUGGAUGGAAGAAUUGCUUAAUUAUGGAAUGGGGCUUCACAUCUUUCCAGGAGUCAAAAAUUUAGAAAAAUCAAGAGAUAUGGUGUAUUCUCUGUCAGAAACAUUGCAAGAUGGUUUUUUGUUAUCCCAAGGUUCAAAAAAAAAUCAUGUGAAAAUGCAUGAUGUGGUCCGUGAUGUGGCUAAAUAUAUUGCGUCUAAGGGAGAGCAUAACUUUAUGGUAAGUCAUGAUAUGAACUCAAAAGAGUUUCCAAGAAAAGACUCUUACGAGCAAUACAGUCACAUGUCAAUCCUUGCAAAUAAAUUUGAUGAACAUCCUAGACCAAUAAUUUGCACAAAACUGAAGCUUUUAAUGUUGAAACUCCGUUUUGAAGAUCCAUUCAAACUACAGGACAAUUUUUUUGAUGAAAUGAGUAACCUCAAUGUCUUGAGUCUGAGUGGAUACAAAUAUGUGGAGUCCAUUCUGUUUUUUCCUGCAUCCAUUAGGAGGUUGUCAAGUCUGAGGACUCUGUGUCUGAGUGAUUUAAGGUUGGAUGACAUGUCCUUUAUUGGGGAAAUUGCCGAAUUAAACAUUCUGAGCAUAAGAGAUUGUGAGUUAGAUGAGCUGCCAGAGGAGAUAGGAAAAUUGAGCAAGCUAAUUAUGUUAGAGUUUCGGAAUAAGAUUAAUCCACUUAAAAGGAUUUCAGGAGGGGUCUUAUCAAAACUAGCUCAAUUGGAGGAACUACAUAUUGGGAAAGUAAAAGAUUUGAGUGAUGUGUUGUACAGUAACCUUGGCCUUCCCUCCAAGUUGACACGGUACACUCUUGAAAUGGGUGGGAUUCCAGAGAGCUAUGAUUACAACAAGAGUAUUGCUUUAAAGGUCACGGAGAAUGCCCCAUUGGGUGAUCAGAUCUGCCACCUGUUGAAGGAGAGUGAAUUUGUAAGUUCAAUAGGAAAUGCCUCUAAUAAUGUGUUGACUGAGUUGAAGCUGAAUGAAUUUCAGAACGUGAAAUGUCUCCACAUCUCUGAUUGUGAUUUAGUGACACAUUUAUUGAAGAGGACACAUGAAGUAAUCAAUUUAUAUGAGUUGCACCUUUUCUCUCUGACAUGCCUGACUCACUUUUGCAGUGACACUGUCAAGGGGAUUGAGUUCCCUCAAUUAAGGAAAAUGUUGUUAUGGAACUUACCUGAGUUUCAAAAUUUCAGUCGUACAGCCAACAGUGGCUCAAAUCCUCUUUUUGAUGAAAAGGUUUCUUGUCCCAACCUGGAAGAGCUAAAAAUCUUGUCGCUUAACAGCAUAAGUGCUCUAUGCUCUCACCAACUUCCAACUGACUACUUCAACAAACUUCAAACAUUGAAAGUACGGAGAUGUGGAAAAUUAAGAAACUUGAUGUCUCCAUCAGUGGCCAAAGGUCUUCUGAAUCUCCAACGCCUAUGGAUAGAAGACUGUGAAUCAAUGGAAGAAGUGAUCACAAAAGGAGAAGGAAUCAUCACCUUAUUUCCCCAAUUGAAAUACCUGUAUCUUGUCAAUCUGCCUAAGCUGGGGCAUUUCUUUCUAACGGAGCAUGCUCUUACAUUUCCAUUUCUCGAGGAAGUGGUUAUUGAGGACUGCCCUGAAAUGACAUUUCUCCAACAUGGAAUAUCUGUGAUUACACCGAGUCUCAAAUGUGAUAAUGAUAAUGAUGAGAUGGAAGUAGAUAGUCUGACUAAAUGUAUACAGCAGUUGAUCAAUAACAAGGUAUAUAUGUCUUAUUCCGCUAGCUACACAUUCUCUUUCCGUUUUAGAUACUUCAUCAACUUUGUUUUACUUAAUAAGCUACUCAUCUCUCUCUUCUUUAGCAUUCUGGAGGAACAACAAGCUACGACGAAGAUAGUGAAUGACAACAAAGCUAGUGAAGAAGACAAAGUUAGUGAUGACGACAAAGCUGAACCUAGUCAUGCCAGAAGUUAG
Messenger RNA from Solanum pennellii, 3616 nucleotides. RefSeq names its product probable disease resistance protein At4g27220. Gene Ontology annotation, molecular function: ADP binding; ATP hydrolysis activity. NCBI's taxonomy places the organism in Eukaryota, Viridiplantae, Streptophyta, Magnoliopsida, Solanales, Solanaceae. The record is from RefSeq and is a predicted model, not a curated record.